Molecule: messenger RNA, 3682 nt
Organism: Tetranychus urticae (two-spotted spider mite)
Lineage: Eukaryota; Metazoa; Arthropoda; Arachnida; Trombidiformes; Tetranychidae
Source: RefSeq, a predicted model, not a curated record
GUUGCAUUCAUUUUUAUUCAUUUCACUUUAUUUUCUUGCUCAGUGUAUUUCCAUUGGUAUCAACAUUGAAAGUAAAAACUUGUCACUUUAUCAAUAUAAAUUGUCCAUCAAUAUUUUUGACCAUUUGUUCAACUGUUGAAUCAACCAAACAAAACUGGACUAUAAAGAUAGACAACAGUUUAAACCCUUUUUAUCUUCAAAUUUUGUUUUCCAUCUUAAAACGUUCUUUAAUCAGCUGUGUUUUCUGUCAAGCCAAACUGUUGACCAAAUUAUGUGUUUUCGGAUUUAAUUGAAGGUUGGACAAUUUGACAAUUUGUGACUUCACUUGACCAUCUUUUUGACUUCUUUUUGUUUCCAAAUUGCUGUGCAAAUUUUGGUCAAGGUUAUCAAUGGAAACUGAUUAAUCAAAAAUGUGAUCCAAAUCGAAAGCUGCAAUUCAAUCAAAUUUUUUAUACACGAAUCGGGAAUGAAAUCAAGGUAUUCAUAUUUAAUCUGUCUAGAGUCUGGAAAAGUUGACAAUCAAUCAAACUAGAAUUGGUUUGAAAAAAGUUAAAGUUGAUGCAAAAUAAAAACUGGAAACAAAGCAAAGUAAAAGAUGAAAAUUGAUUUACCAGAAAAUGUCUUAAGUAUUGUCAAUUGGUUUAGUCUUGUAUCACUUGUUUUUGGUCUUAUUGAAGGUGAUCCAAUAAUGAUUGAAAUUAAAGUUGUUGUUGGUGGAAGCGUUUCACUUCCCUGUAAUGUUACGAAUACAAUUGAAGAUGAUUCAGUUACUCUGAUACUUUGGUAUAAGGAGGGAACUGGAGGUCAACCCAUUUAUACUAUGGAUUCACGUACUAACCUUGACUUUACUGGGCCACAAGUUUUUACUCAUCAACUUUUAGGUAAUAGAGCAACUUUUCAAUUCAACAAAUCAUCCGUCCGUGGUUCACUGUUGACUAUUGAUCCAGUUAUCAAUGAAGAUAAUGGUAAUUACAAGUGCCGAGUCGAUUUCAGAAGAGGGCGAACUCAAGUAACAAAUGUAAACCUUUUUGUAAUUGUGCCUCCUGAAAAAAUCAGCAUAAUCAAUAAUAAUGAUGAUGGCAAAGAGAUAAUUCCUAAUACUACAUUGUCUUUUAAUGAAAAUACUAACGUUAAUCUCGUCUGUCAAUCUUCUGGAGGGCGACCGUCUCCGUCUCUGAUAUGGUAUUUCAAUGAGAAACUACUGGAUGAUGAUUAUCACAUUGCUGAUUCUACUAUUAGUUUGGUUGAAAAUCAUUUAACAAUCCCAAGUGUUGAUAGAAAAAUGCUCAAUUCAAUUUUAUCAUGCAAAGCUUCCAAUAAUAACAUUACUGUUGGGCCAACGAUAGCUUUCAUAUUAGAUUUAAAUAUUAAACCGAGUUCAGUUGAAAUUACAAAUAGUCGAGAGCCAAUUUCAGCUGGUCGUAAGAUUGAAAUUACUUGCCUUGCUACCGGAUCUCGACCACCAGCACGAAUAGUUUGGCUCAAAGAGGACAAACUAAUGGUACAUUCAAGAGAAAGCUAUUCAACUGAUGGUCUUGUAACAACAAGUGCCUUAAUUUUAAUGCCAACUCGUGAUGACAAUCAUGUUAAUAUCAUUUGUAAAGCUGAUAAUCCAAGGCUCAUCAAUAGCACCAUUCAAGAUUCAUGGAUUCUUGAAGUUUAUUAUGAUCCCAGAGUUAUUUUAUCAAUGGGAAAUGCAACUAAAGCUGCCGUAGUCAAAGUUGGUGAUCGAGUUGAAUUUGAUUGCAAUGUUUCAGCGAAUCCUAUGGUUCAUAAGGUCAGUUGGUUUCGAGAUGGACAACCUUUGAUUAAACACGCAAGAAUGAAACAAGUCAAUACUACAUUGGUUAUAGAAAGGUCAAUUCGGAGAGAUCAUGGUCGAUAUCAAUGUUCAGCCAUUAAUAUUGAAGGAGAAAACAUUUCCAAUGUCUUUCAUUUAGAGGUUCAUUAUCAACCAGCUUGUAAAAAGGAUCAACGAAAUGUUUAUGGUGUUUCUCUUGGUGAAAAGAUUACCAUUCCAUGUCAAGUUGAAGCUUCACCCGAUCGAGUGGAUUUUUAUUGGCUUUUCAAUGGUUCCAUUGUGCAUGAUAAUCAAUCACUGGGGUUAAAGUACAUUUCAGAAGGUUUAACUAGUUGGCUUGAAUAUAAGGUCAAAUCCAAAGAAGACUAUGGUAUAUUUGAAUGUUGGUCAAGAAACGCCAUUGGAUCACAGAUUGAGCCUUGCCUCUUCACUUUAAUACCUUCAGGUCCACCUGAACCUCCUCAAGCUUGUACAAUAGCCAAUCGUAGUGAGACUCGAUUACAGGUUUCAUGUUUACCUGGUUACGAUGGAGGCUCAUCUCAGAACUUUAAUCUUCAAGUGUUGAACAAUCGGAAACAAGUGCUGCAAAAUAUUACAACCUCAAGUGAACCUGUUAUAUUCAAUAUAAGUGACCUUAAUCCAAAGUCAAGUUAUACCCUCAUAUUAUAUUCAUCCAAUUUAAAAGGGUUAAGCAAACCCAUUUCCCUGGUAACAUCAACUUUACCAGUUUCAUCCAAAAACGAUAAUUUCAACCUUUACAUACUUGAUUCUGAAAUAAUGUCGGCUGUUAGAUUGGGCUUGUUAUCAGCUUUAAUUUUAAUAACCAUCGUCAUCAUAAUUGGUGUUUGCAUUAAAAAACAUCGCAAAUUCAAAAAUACAACUAUUCAUCAAUUGAAAGAAGUUUUGGAUGAGUCUCUAAACGAAAAUCAAAUCACUGAUCAAAACAAUUGUAUAAAAGCGUAUACUCCGGGUCAAAUUAAUCCAGAUGUUGUCCCAUUAUCGAAGGAUAAUUUUGCUGAUCCUUGCAUUUCAGGAUCAAACCAUUUCAACGAUUAUUUGAUUCCUUCGAACAAUCAAAUGUUUUCAAGUUAUAAUCUUAGUCGUUCCGGUUCACAAGGCUAUGGAAUCAACUUUGCCGAUGAAAAGCUGUAUCCAAUCAUAUCCAAUCCCGAGAUUCGAGCCUCUCAUUACCAACAAGUGUCUAACAUUGGAAAUUCCAUUUUUCUAAAUGAUCUGUCAACUCGAAAUCAACUUUUACCACGUCGAAGCCUACAAUAUUCAACAAAUCUAAGACAAUUCUUUUCUUUCCUUCCAGACUCAACGUAGAAACGUUCAUUUUGGAACAUAUUUCAAUGGAUUCUCAACUCCGGUUUGAAUCCAUCAUCUGGAUGUUCAUCUACUUCGCACCUACAACUCUUUAGUCAGUCCAACUACAAUCCUGAUAACUACCAUAUUAAUCGUAUAAAUGAAAAAUUUAGAAAAUCGGAGACUUAUUCUGCUGUUAUGUUGCAAACACUUUAAAUUGGCAGAUUAAUAACAGACGUUGACCCUGCAACUGCACGAAUAGUUUGGCUCAAAGAGGACAAACUAAUGGUACAUUCAAGAGAAAGCUAUUCAACUGAUGGUCUUGUAACAACAAGUGCCUUAAUUUUAAUGCCAACUCGUGAUGACAAUCAUGUUAAUAUCAUUUGUAAAACUGAUAAUCCAAGGCUCAUCAAUAGCACCAUUCAAGAUUCAUGGAUUCUUGAAGUUUAUUGUAAGUUCAUACUUUCUGCACUUCUUUCCAGUUUUUAUUGUAAAUAUCACAAUGUCUAUCAAUAAAUUCCUUGUAGGAGUUAAGUUUUGUAACUAUUAAUAAAAGUAAAACAUGCAAUUUGUUAA